AUUUUUGAAUAGGGAAGAUGGCAGCCGCGGCAGUGGUGGAGUUUCAGAGAGCUCAGUCUCUCAUCAGCACAGACAGGAACGCUUCUAUUGACAUUUUGCAUUCAAUCGUGAGGCGAGAUGUUCAGGAGAAUGAUGAAGAGGCGGUUCGAGUCAAGGAGCAGAGCAUCCUGGAGUUGGGCAGUCUUCUUGCUAAGACUGGACAAGCUGCAGAGCUUGGAGGCCUGUUGAAAUUUGUGAGGCCUUUCCUUAUCUCCAUAAGCAAGGCAAAAGCAGCACGCUUGGUGCGCUCGCUCCUGGAUCUCUUCCUGGACAUGGAGGCAGCCACGGGCCAGGAGGUCGAACUGUGUCUAGAAUGCAUUGAAUGGGCUAAAGCUGAGAAGAGGACCUUCCUCAGACAGGCCCUUGAGGCUCGCCUUAUUGCACUCUAUUUCGACACUAAGAGAUACCAGGAAGCCCUGCAGCUAGGGACCCAGUUGCUUCAGGAGCUGAAAAAAAUGGAUGACAAAGCUCUGCUGGUGGAAGUCCAACUGCUGGAGAGUAAAACCUACCAUGCCCUCAGCAACCUGCCCAAAGCAAGGGCUGCCCUUACCUCAGCCAGGACCACCGCCAAUGCCAUUUACUGUCCACCAAAGCUCCAGGCGGCUCUCGAUAUGCAGUCAGGUAUUAUCCACGCGGCUGAAGAGAAAGAUUGGAAAACGGCCUAUUCUUACUUCUUUGAGGCUUUUGAGGGCUACGACUCCAUCAACAGCCCGAGGGCCGUCAUAGCACUUAAAAACAUGCUCCUGUGCAAGAUCAUGCUCAGCUUGCCAGAGGAAGUGCAUUCCUUGAUCGGUGGCAAACUGGCUCUACGAUAUGCAGGAAGACAGACUGAUGCACUGAAAUGUAUAGCACAAGCUAGCAAGAACAGAUCAUUAGCAGACUUCGAAAAGGCUCUGACAGAGUACACUAAGGAACUGAGGGAUGACCCCAUCAUCAACACACACUUGGCAACACUUUACGACAAUUUGCUGGAACAGAACCUCAUUCGAGUCAUUGAGCCUUUUUCCAGAGUACAGAUAACACACAUAGCAGGCCUCAUCAAACUCUCAAAGGAAGAUGUUGAGAGGAAACUGUCACAAAUGAUCCUGGACAAAAAGUUUUACGGCAUACUUGACCAAGGUGAAGGCGUCCUUAUCAUAUUCGAAGAACCACCUGUGGACAAGACCUAUGAGGCAGCUCUAGAAACCAUACAGAACAUGAGCAAAGUUGUGGAUUCUCUAUACAACAAGGCUAAGAAGUUAACAUAGAAUAAACACGGAAGCUGCUGUUGUGUGAAAUGGUUGUGUGUUUGCCCGUGUGUAUGUUUGUAUGGCCAAUGUGUGGAACUAUUUUUCUCACAGCAAAGGGACAACGCUAAAUGCAACAGGAUCUACUUAAUCCCGGUUGAGUUUUUAACGUCUCUUUUCUUUAAAACGGACAAUUUCAUCUUCCUGAUAUCCUGAGUUUUUCCCCCUCUCUGUAUCUCUUAACGGCCAAUGCAGGCCAUCAGGGAAAAUUGUACAACUACAAUAAAAUCCUAUAAUGUCAUAUAGAAAUGUAUAGGUCUUCUACAUUUAAAGUUUUUUAAUUACAGCAACUUUGUGAUACAAAGACUCUCGGGUUUCAGUUAUCUGCGGUUCAUUGGUUGUUUGGCAGUAGAACAUAUCUUUCUCCACCCUUUUUGUGCUUUAUGGAUGUAUGUACUGUCUAAGGUUCUUGGCUGUCAUGGGUUUGAUAGGCUCUGUAAUAAGCACAGUUGCCAAUCCUAUACCGACACUAGAAAAUUAUUUUCUAAGUUCAUAUGAUCAAGAAUAUUGCUUGUCGUUUACUUUCUCAGUACACUGUUUUUACGGUUUUGUAUUUACAGUUUACUGUUUGCCAAGUAGGGAGGUUAAUAAAUGGCCCCAAUCCCAAUGUUUUUGAUCUGAUAAAGUACUUCUUUCAAAAGACAGUUUUGUCUGUACUGAGAUUCGAUUUUUUCUUAUGCUCUUUUCUGAUCAGCAUCUCAAUGCAAACUUUAUUUGUUUCCAGCGAUGGGGUACCGUUAGAUAUCCCAAAUGUUGUAUUUCAUGAUAUUUUAAGAUUCAGUGUUUUGUAUGUUUUUAAAUAACUCAUUGCUUUCCUAAAAAUCUAAGCGCUCAGAUUUUCUUUAAAAAAUAAUUUAUGAUCCCACAUUUCUCUUAGUGUGCAAUUAUUAUUAAUACAGAAACAAGAGAAAGGUUGGAGAAUGGUGUGUUUAGGCAAUUCUUUGAUGCCAAGUGUUGAUUUAUGGGCAUCUUGCAUGUGUUUGUAAUUGAUUUGUAAUGGCAAUUCAGCAUUGAUCAUCAAGCAUUUAGUGUGAUAUUAAACACUUUGAAGGUCUUUUAUUCUUGUGACGAAAUUAAAAAUGGUGGCCCACA
Messenger RNA from Triplophysa dalaica, 2417 nucleotides. It is a transcript of the gene psmd11b, whose product is annotated as proteasome 26S subunit, non-ATPase 11b. Gene Ontology annotation, biological process: ubiquitin-dependent protein catabolic process. The record is from RefSeq and is a predicted model, not a curated record. Gene Ontology annotation, molecular function: structural molecule activity; protein binding. The coding region runs from base 18 to 1286 and encodes 422 amino acids. The transcript is spliced from 13 exons. Gene Ontology annotation, cellular component: proteasome regulatory particle, lid subcomplex. NCBI's taxonomy places the organism in Eukaryota, Metazoa, Chordata, Actinopteri, Cypriniformes, Nemacheilidae.